This is a messenger RNA of Phragmites australis (common reed), 1085 nucleotides long. RefSeq names its product CCG-binding protein 1-like. The transcript is spliced from 3 exons. Gene Ontology annotation, molecular function: mediator complex binding. Gene Ontology annotation, cellular component: cytosol; nucleus. Lineage: Eukaryota; Viridiplantae; Streptophyta; Magnoliopsida; Poales; Poaceae. The coding region runs from base 79 to 729 and encodes 216 amino acids. Gene Ontology annotation, biological process: pollen tube guidance. The record is from RefSeq and is a predicted model, not a curated record.
AAUCCUCUCGCAAUUUUGAUAUUUCUCCACACAGAAAAUUCAACCGAGCCAACCAGCAAACAAGGACCAAACUGCAAAAUGCUGUCCCCCACCGCUCUCCGGGCGCUGGCGCCGGUGCACGCGGCGGCGUCGCCGGCGCACCCCACCACUGCAGCCUCUGCCGCGCGCUCGGCCGCGGCGGGGCGGCGCACGGCGGCGGCGGUUGUGGGCGCGGUGCGGAACUACGACUCGAUCCCGAAGCGGGAGCCCUUCAGCUCGAGCCGCAGCAUCUUCGACGAAUUCCUUAGGCAGGAUAAACCCCUCGUCCAGCGCACCAAAGACCAGAUCACAGAUUAUUGCACGUCGGUUGAAGGUGAUGAAUGUUGCAGCUGUUGGGAUGCGUACUUUGAGCUGAAUAAACUUGAGGAAGAGCUACCCAAAGAGGAAAUCGCAAGGAUGGUGAAGGAUUCAGAGGGAGAUGUGAGGUACCUGAUUAGUAGCAUCCAUCACCGUUCAAAUUUGCGGAAGAAGAUGGCUGAGAAAGCUCCCAAUUCAGUUUCGUCAAGCUCCCUGGAGCAAAAAGCGAAGCCAAGACCUUUCCCUGUGCCUGACGGAUUGCCGAAAACACAGGAAGAGCUCGACGAAGAAGAGGAUGCGCUGAUGCCAGAGUCUCCUUAUACAAGGUUGCUGAGGAGAAUGGGGAGAUAUCCUGAUUGGUACACUCCACGCCCAGAUCAUGAAACGGACUGAAUCAAGUCGAUCAACUAUCCAAAUUGGACCAUAAGAAAGAACAAAACUAUCCAAAUUUGGACCAUUUGGAAAUCUUGGGGCAAGAUAAGUACGCGUCUUAUGCAGGCUGAAGCUCUGUGUGGCUUAUGCUAAGAUCAGUAUUGCAGCUAUCCAGACAGGAUUGUGGUUUCUUGCGUUUUUUUUUUUGAAGGACAAUGGUUUCUUGCUUUUGCUUAAUGAGUUGUAUAAUGGUGUCUGUUUCGUGGUUUCCAGCUCUUGCCUCCAGAGUUCAGAUAGGUUUUAUAUUCACCUCGAGGUCUAAUGUACUGAUGUAUCUAUGUAUAUAUUCUGCAAUAAAAUCUAUGCGUUUGAUGAGA